Molecule: messenger RNA, 1142 nt
Organism: Cyprinodon variegatus (sheepshead minnow)
Lineage: Eukaryota; Metazoa; Chordata; Actinopteri; Cyprinodontiformes; Cyprinodontidae
Gene: gadd45gb.1
Product: growth arrest and DNA damage-inducible protein GADD45 gamma-like
Exons: 3
Coding region: 53-517 (154 amino acids)
Biological process (GO): regulation of cell cycle
Cellular component (GO): nucleus; cytoplasm
Source: RefSeq, a predicted model, not a curated record
UCCGCUCCAAACCUUCUCCUGAAUCUGCUGGAAUAUCUCCACCGCCCGCAUCAUGACUUUUGAGGAAGUUCUGAUCCAGAAACCCGCCGAGCGCGCGCAGUGCGCGGGCGCAGCCCUGGAAGAGGUCCUGGUUUCGGCCAAAGACAACGACUCUCUCACCGUGGGAGUUUACGAGUGCGCCAAAGUUAUGAACCUAGACCCGGACAGCGUGUCCUUCUGCGUCCUGGCCACGGAUGAGCAGUUUGAGUGGGACAUCGCUCUGCAGAUCCACUUCACCCUCAUCCAGUCCUUCUGCUUCGACAACGACAUCAGCAUCGUCAGAGUCAGCGACAUGCAGCGUCUGGCCGACAUAGUCGGAGACAAGGCCGAGCAGCUGGAAGACGCGCACUGCGUCCUCAUUACGAACCCAGCCGAUGGGUCUUGGGAGGACCCCACUCUGGAGAAGCUGCACCUGUUCUGUGAGGAGAGUCGGCGCCUGAACGACUGGGUCCCUGAGAUCAGCCUCCCAGAGCGCUGAGCCGGACUCUGCUCCUCACCUGCUCGAUUCCUACCUGGAAAUACUCAUCCUGAUGACCAGGAUGAUCUUGUUUCUGGCUCAUCCCUGGAUGCUCCUGAGGAGGAUUCCCCAUCCAGGCCGCACGGCGCCGGCCCCCCGAACCGAGGGGGGCCACCGCGCCGUGUCACCGUCGGCCCCCUGCACCGGUCCACGCCAAGAUGACUCUCAUUCUUUCUGUGAACGAGGUCGGGCGUGCGGCAGGGGGCGACACAACGUCGACCCUCAUUCUUUGUGCGGAUGAGGUUUGGAGAGGAAGGAGAAGCGAGUUCUGCAUCCUGUGGUCCCACAGAGCAAAUGUCGCCACGUAGAAGCACGCGCAGCAGGAGAAGAAGCGGUGCUGAGGAAGGAGAGGCCAUCUUGGAAAGAGACUUUUCACAGAUGUUCCUCUUCAGCUGAGCAACAUGACAGCAGUUGCAGUCAGCGGAAAUGUUUCCCACUUUCCAGAAUUGUCUUAAUUCUCUAAAGGUCUCACUUUAGAAAUUUAACAAUGACAAAAAUUACUCUUUAAUAUUUUCUUUUUUUAAAGUCUUUUAUCUAAAGGUUUCACUUUAGAAAACGACUUCAUUAAAUUAUUGAUAAAAUUAUA